Molecule: messenger RNA, 1609 nt
Organism: Gordionus sp. m RMFG-2023
Lineage: Eukaryota; Metazoa; Nematomorpha; Gordioida; Chordodea; Parachordodidae
Exons: 9
Coding region: 602-1609 (335 amino acids)
Source: RefSeq, a predicted model, not a curated record
AUGAAGCUAUUUUUAUUUAAUCUUAAUAUGUAUACUUAAUAAGUUAUCUGGGUUUUGAACCAUGGCAAUUAUUUUUGCUAAUAAUUUUUUAAAUAAUCAUUUUCAAUGGGGUAAAUAUUACCACAUUUUUGUGAGGCAAUCAGGUUGGACCCAUAAUUGAUUUCUAUUUAUGAUAAAUGAUUCUUUGAGGUAAGUGUAAAUUAUAUACAAAAUUAUAAGUGAGAGGUGAAAACCAUUGUGUGAUAAAAAAUUUGUUAAAAGAAUUGAUAAAUUUUUUAUUUCAUUAUUAGAUAAAUUUUAUAUAACAUCAAAUUUUCCAUAAUAUAUUUGGCCUUUUUUCUAAAUAUUUAUAGAAAUCUUGGGAGAAUGAACAGAUAAUCUAUUCCUCUCAUUUGAUUAUUGAUUUAAGAAAAGAUUUCAAUUAAAUGAAUUGACAAAGUGAUUCCAUAUACUGAAAUAUUGUUUAUUUUUGUUAACAAUAAAUUAAAUUUUUGGAUAUGGCUUGGGAAUAAUCUUUGAAACCUAUGAUGUGGUUUGGGUUUGGAUUUCCAUUAAACAUGAACUGGGCCUGAAAAUUAUUUUUACUUAUGACCUAGGCUGGAUGAAGAAAUCAAUGCCAGUGAAGAUGCCAAGUAACAAAACAAUAUAUAAAGUCAAAUGUGACUAUAUUAAUUGUAAAACUUCUAAAAUAAGAAGUGACAAAAUAAAUAACCAUUAUAAACAUAAACAUCCUCAUGUCAAGUUAUCUGAUAUCAAAUUUACAAAGAUAGCUAUCAAAAAGGAUAAUAAUUGGGUAUCCUUAAAUAAAGAUAUUCCAUUCAAUAUCACAAAUGGGGUUGAAACCAAGUUACAAAAAAAAUCAAUAACAUCUUACUUCCAAAAACACAAAUCUUUUAUUGAAGAUUCCCAAAUUAUAUUAUCUCAUACAAUGCCCAGUUCCAGUGAUCUGCUGAUUUUGAAUAAUGAGCUCAAAUCUUUUACUGAAGAUUCCCAAAUUAUAUUAUCUCAUACAAUGCCCAGUUCCAGUGAUCUGGUGAUUUUGAAUGAUGAGCAUGAAUCUUUUAUUGAAGAUUCCCAAAUUAUAUUAUCUUCUCAUACAAUGCCCAGUUCCAGUGAUCUGCUGAUUUUGAAUAAUGAGCACAAAUCUUUUACUGAAGAUUCCCAAAUUAUAUUAUCUCAUACAAUGCCCAGUUCCAGUGAUCUGGUGAUUUUGAAUGAUGAGCAUGAAUCUUUUAUUGAAGAUUCCCAAAUUAUAUUAUCUUCUCAUACAAUGCCCAGUUCCAGUGAUCUGCUGAUUUUGAAUAAUGAGCACAAAUCUUUUACUGAAGAUUCCCAAAUUAUAUUAUCUUCUCAUACAAUGCCCAGUUCCAGUGAUCUGCUGAUUUUGAAUGAUGAGCAAACACACAAAGUUAUUGAAAAUUCCCCAAUUAUAUCUUUUUUUCAUCCAAUUAUCAAUCCCAAUGCAAGCCAAAAUAUUUCAAACAUUAAAGGCCCAAAUAUUAUUCAAUUAUAUAAAAAAAAGGAGCCUAAUGACCCUUUUCAUUUCAUAUUCUUUAGAAUGACAAAUAUCUUGAUUAAUUUCAUAAUUUCCAUAGGCCCAUGUCAAUAA